CAUUCCAGUGUGUGUUGUUGGUGGGUGGCGAUACUGAUGAACCAAAGCGAGAGAGCAGCAAAUAGCAAAAAGAAGAAAUUGUGAAUGGCGAGUGGUGGUUGUAGUGCGAUGCAGCGGUGCAGUGUAGCUGCAAGGUGGUUAAUAAGAGGAGCGUCGACGGAGACACCUUGUGCGUCUGCCGGAGUAGCAGGUCCAAUAUUAUGUGGGCGUGGUGAUAAAAAGACAAAGAAAGGAAAGAGAUUCAAGGGCUCAUAUGGCAAAUCUCGUCCAAAGAGAGAUCAGAUGAUCGAGCGAAUGAAAGAUAAGCUCGAAGUUCCCAGGUCUACUCCUUGGCCUCUUCCUUUCAAGCUCAUUUGAUUUGCAAAAUGUACUAUUCCAAUUUUCUAGGGUUUGUUUUAUGGUCGUUAUUCAUGAUCAACGAACGAUAUAUGUACUACUUUCAUUACCAUUUUCUAUUUCAAUAUAAUUUUGCCUUUGCUUAA
Messenger RNA from Trifolium pratense (red clover), 482 nucleotides. Its product is annotated as 30S ribosomal protein S31, mitochondrial. Gene Ontology annotation, cellular component: ribosome; plastid. The transcript has a single exon. The record is from RefSeq and is a predicted model, not a curated record. Lineage: Eukaryota; Viridiplantae; Streptophyta; Magnoliopsida; Fabales; Fabaceae. The coding region runs from base 85 to 357 and encodes 90 amino acids. Gene Ontology annotation, biological process: plastid translation.